CGCGUAGUCGAGAGUGUUUUUUUGAUUUGAUUUGAUUUACUUUGUGUGCUUGUGCAAAUUUUGGGAAAUAUCCCCAUAAUGAAAUCAACAUUCCAGUCGCUGGGGAUUUUUGCUACCUGUCUCCUGGCAUUCACCGACGUUCUAGUGGAAGCCCAAGAGAGCUGUAGAAACCCCAAUCAACGGCAGGGCUACUGCCUAUCGAUCUAUGACUGUCCGAGUCUGCUGGCUGUCGUCCAGCAAAGUUCUCUUAGCAACGAUGAUCGCUCUUUUCUGAAAAACUCCCAAUGCUACAAUGGCUUUGGUCGUCAGCCACAUGUCUGUUGCACCAAUGACAGGGCAUUUGGAUCUGAAGAUACAACUACUCAGCGAGCUGUGGUUAUGAGCAGCAGGCCCACAGAGAGUAGUGGCCAACAGGGGUCGGGUAAUGGUAAUCUACUGCCGGUGCCUCCCAAGUGUGGUCCUCAUUCCUUCAGCGAUAAGGUCUACAAUGGCAAUGACACGGCUUUGGAUGAGUUCACCUGGAUGGCUCUCUUGGAGUAUGUCGAUCGUAAAGGCCAGCGACAGCUAAGUUGUGGUGGCAGUCUAAUCAACAAUCGCUAUGUUUUGACAGCUGCACAUUGUGUCACCGGAGAUGUGGCUGCACAAGUUGGGCAAUUAACUACAGUUCGUCUGGGUGAAUACGACACAAGCAAGGAUAUAGAUUGUAUAGCCGGUGAUUGCAAUCCCCCUUACAUAGAGCGCUCCAUUGAGCAGGCUAUUGUCCAUCCGGAAUACGAUGCCACGAGUCGGCAUCGCUACCAUGACAUUGCCCUGCUGCGUCUGGCAGAGCCUGUGACACUCAACGAGUACAUUCAGCCAGUGUGCCUGCCCCUGACCAGAACCCGCCAGGCAAUCAAUGUGGGUGAACAGCUGGUGGUCAGCGGCUGGGGAAGAACAACCACAGCACGCAAGAGCAACAUCAAGCAGAGACUCUCCCUGCCCCUGAACGAUCACGAUUCCUGCGUCCGGAAGUUUGCCACGCGGCAGAUCAAUCUGAUCGGCGCACAGAUCUGUGCUGGUGGGGAGUUCUAUCGCGACAGCUGCGAUGGCGACUCCGGGGGCCCACUGAUGCGAAGGGGCUUGGAGCAGGCCUGGUACCAGGAGGGCGUUGUCUCCUUCGGCAAUCGAUGUGGUCUCGAGGGUUGGCCGGGCGUUUACACCGCUGUGGGAGACUACAUGGACUGGAUCGAGAGCACACUACGGCCCUGAGGAGUAUACGGUGCGAGGAUUGUGUAUCUUUUGUUCAAAUUAAGUUUUAAUUAAAGUCAAGUCAAGUCGA
Molecule: messenger RNA, 1318 nt
Organism: Drosophila subobscura
Lineage: Eukaryota; Metazoa; Arthropoda; Insecta; Diptera; Drosophilidae
Gene: Sp7
Product: serine protease 7
Exons: 5
Coding region: 79-1248 (389 amino acids)
Biological process (GO): proteolysis
Molecular function (GO): serine-type endopeptidase activity
Source: RefSeq, a predicted model, not a curated record